Molecule: messenger RNA, 1648 nt
Organism: Panicum virgatum (switchgrass)
Lineage: Eukaryota; Viridiplantae; Streptophyta; Magnoliopsida; Poales; Poaceae
Product: transcription factor PCL1-like
Exons: 1
Coding region: 585-1373 (262 amino acids)
Biological process (GO): regulation of DNA-templated transcription
Cellular component (GO): nucleus
Molecular function (GO): DNA binding; DNA-binding transcription factor activity
Source: RefSeq, a predicted model, not a curated record
GGAGUACAAGGCAAUUGGAUGAUUUGGAGGUCAAGAAGUGAAAUUCACCCCGUUCGGCUGGUGGACAGCCUCCAGCCUCUACAGUAUUUUCCUCUCACACAACUCCAGCUCCAGCCUCCAGCCACCAGCCAGGCAACAGUGUUUUUCUCUCACACAACUCCAGCUCCAGCCUGCCGAACAGGGUGAUUACAGUUUGAGAGGUACCUAAUUGAAAUCAUGUUAGAUGGAAUAGAUGCCGUCGGAUGUGGACGUGGAUCACGCGCAUCUCGACGAAAUCUCUUGGUUGCAGCGGAUCGGAUCGGACGGCUGGCGAUGGUAUCGGGGGGAGCGGUCCACGUGGAUCUAUCCUGAUCUGCGCUUUUGCUCUUUAUUCCCAUUUCCGCCAUUAUUAAAUGCACAGCCCAGGCCAGCCGAAGAAAUAUCUUUCAUCGUCUUCCCCCAUUCCUCUCCUCCGGCCCCCCGCCCCCCUCGUCUCCUCCGGCCGCCGGCAGUAGCCUUCGGGGACUAGAAAGAAAGAAAUUGGCCCCUUGAUGGGUUGAUUUGGGCCUUGGAUCGAUCGAUUAUUGGAUUGAAAUCGAUCGGGGAUGGGCGAGGAGGCGGCGGACGACUACGACCUGGACCUGGACCUGCUGGGCGGCGCCGAUGACGAGCGGGUGAUGGAGUGGGAGACUGGCCUCCCCGGCGGCGAGGAGCUGACCCCGCUUUCGCAGCCGCUGGUCCCGCCGGGGCUGGCCGCCGCCUUCCGCAUCCCGCCGGAGCCCGGGCGGACGCUGCUUGACGUGCACCGCGCGUCGGCGGCCACGGUGUCGCGGCUGCGGCGCGCGUCGUCGGGGUCGUCGUUCCAGCCCUUCGUAGGAGGAGGUGGAGGUGGAGGAGAAGGAGCAGCGGUGGCAGCAGCAGACGCAAUCAACAACUCGUCGAAGCGGCCCCGGCUGGUGUGGACGCCGCAGCUGCACAAGCGGUUCGUGGACGUGGUGGCGCACCUGGGGAUCAAGAAGGCGGUGCCCAAGACGAUCAUGCAGCUGAUGAACGUGGAAGGGCUGACGCGGGAGAACGUGGCGAGCCACCUGCAGAAGUACCGGCUGUACGUGAAGCGGAUGCAGGGGCUCUCCAACGAGGGGCCCUCCGCCUCCGACCACAUCUUCGCCUCCACGCCCGUGCCGCACAGCCUCGUCCACGAGCCGCAGCCGCACCAGGUGCCGGCGCCGCCGCCCAUGUACCAGUACCACCACUCCAUGCCCGUCCCCUUGGGCAUGGUGCCCAGCAACAAGAGCGGCGGCAGCGGAUACGCAUACGGAUACGGAUACCACCACCACCAGCAGCAGGCUUCCCAUUCCCAGUCCCACCACCACUACCGCGCCGGCGACAAUUGACGACACCCAUGUAUUUGUGGUUGUGUUUGUGUUACAGGCAGGCAGCCAAGCCAAAUCAAGGCAAUCAGUACUAGUGUAUUUGUGGUGCUCUCCUUAUGCUGAUGCUUCUUCCUCUUGAUGUGCCCCUUCCUCCUUUGCUCUUCUUUCUUUGUGUGUGUGGCGUCCUGCUUUUGGAAGGGAGCACGGCACGUCUGUUUGCACCGGAGGAGUGGAGAGCUGUGGCGGGCGGCUGUUUGAUUUAAUGUGAGAGAUGAAUAAUACUAGCUAGUUGAUAA